UUGCUAGUCAACACUCGGUCGCCGCGCCAGUAGGUCGCCAUCUUGGAAAAUAGAGUGCCUGUCAAAUCGCGCGCCAUUUUCAAAUAUCGAACACUUAUCUACUUUUUUUUCUUUAUCAGUGCUUUGUGCUUUUGUAGUUGACAGUUUUUUUUUAAAACUUUCAGUGCAAGUGCGUGGCCAUUUUUCGGAAAGUAAAAGGAGGUGAGACGUGUUUAAUUUUUCGAAAAAGAAACGAACAAUGCUGGCGUAGUGAGUGACCGGCUAAACAAGAUGGCGGCCCCGGCCGUGGUGGUCAAGAGGGCUUACAAGUACUAUGGGAAGAAGGACAAACCGGACUACAAACCUGUCCUUGAGUACUUGGACAUGACAGUUGAGAAGGGUAUAAUAUACGGCCUCCUAGGUCCAUCAGGCUGCGGCAAGACCACACUCCUCUCCUGUAUAGUCGGUAGACGGAAACUGGACAGCGGGGAGGUCUGGGUAUUAGGGGGUAAACCUGGCGAGAAAGGCAGUGGUGUUCCUGGACCUAGGGUCGGAUAUAUGCCUCAAGACAUCGCCUUAGUAGCUGAAUUCACAGUACGCGAUGCAGUUUACUACUUCGGAAGAAUAUACGGCAUGAAGACAAAGAAACUGGCUGAGCGGUUCGACUUCCUGACCAAUUUGCUAGAACUGCCCAGCGGAGGGAGGCUCAUAAAGACUCUAUCUGGAGGUCAACAGAGGCGGGUCUCACUCGCUGCGGCGCUGGUCCAUGAACCAGAACUGCUGAUAUUGGAUGAACCGACCGUCGGAUUGGACCCAGUGCUCAGAGAACGAAUCUGGGAGUUCCUCGCAGAACAAGCGAGGAAUGGUACUACAGUUAUAAUAACGACCCACUAUAUCGACGAAACGAAACAAGCGCAUAAGAUUGGCCUAUUGCGAGACGGUCAACUCCUAGACGAGGAUUCUCCAGAGGAAAUCCUCCGAAGGUACGACUGCAACAACCUGGAGGAUGCCUUCCUGAAGAUGGCGUUGAGGCAACACGAACUCACACACAGGAGAAGAUCGACGCUCACGGGUUCCCCAGAUGUGAUCCCCGAAAGCAGUAUAGUCAACGACAGCCGCUACCAGUCGCGGGAAGACUUCAACGUUGUCACCAGUAGUACUGAUGUAUUAACAAGUAAAGAAAAGCCAGAAAGAAUUAAAAACGGAAAGAAAGGGAGAUACAAAGCGGUUUUAAUCAAAAGUAUACAGCAAUUUUCAAGACAUCCUGGCGGGCUAAUAUUCUCGAUCCUGUUCCCGAUAGUGCAAGUGGUAGCGUUCUUUAGCGCCAUCGGUCACGACCCACGAGACUUGCACGUGGCUGUCGUCAACCACGAAGCGGCGAUGUCACCACUGGGCAUCGACAUCUGCAGAAAUAAGAGCAUAACAUACGUUGCGCAGCGUGAGGACGAGACGUGCGAGCAGUACAUGCUUAGCUGCUGGUUCCUCGAGGAGAUGGAGAAGCGGAAACUUUUCACUAUCAUGUACAACACGACGGCAGAAGCAAAGCACGCGGUGGCGAAGCGCAAAGUGUACGGCGCGCUUCGUUUCCCGCAGAACUUCAGCGACGCUCUCGCGCUGCGGGUGACGGAGGGUCAUGCGGAGGACGAUAUUGUUGAGGAGAGCACUAUUAGCGCAUGGAUCGAUAUGAGUGACCAUCAGAUCACGAACUUCGUAAAGUUACAACUGCACAAGGCUUACGAGGCGUUCGCUCGCCGCACCAUGCGGGCGUGUCAGAAGAAUGAAGAUCUGGUUCAGAUUCCAGUAAGAUUCGAAGAGCCUGUCUUCGGGGUAGCUGAUGCUGAGAUAGUAGCGUAUAUGGCGCCCGGUGUUAUGGUGACAAUAAUCUUCUUCCUGGCCGCCAUCGUGACGUCAACGCUGAUGAUCUCUGACCGGCUGGAGGGGGUGUGGGAGCGCAGCGCGGUGGCGGGGGUGCAGCCCAAGGAGAUGCUGCAAGUGCACAUAGUGCUGCAGUCCAUUGUUAUAUUAGUGCAGACCUUCGAAAUGAUGAUAGUGGCGUACCUCGGCUACAAGCUACCCUACAAGGGCUCCCUGGUGACGAUCGCCUGCCUGCUCUUCCUGCAAGGACUCGGCGGAAUGUGCUUUGGGUUCCUCCUGUCGGUGCUCUGCUCGAGCUACACUUUGUCCUUCUUCAUCGCUACCGGGAGCUUCUAUCCCAUGAUUUUACUAUGUGGAAUCCUCUGGCCAAUAGAAGGGAUGCCAAACGUUCUGCGUCUAAUCUCCUUCGCUCUUCCCUUCACUCUGCCCGCCAAGUCCCUUCGAGAUCUGAUGGAGAAAGGCAUACCCUUCACUAACCCUGACAUCUAUGGUGGAUUCCUCAUAACCAUUGGUUGGAUCAUUGGUACCCUGGCGUUAUGCUUCUUGAGACUUCGAUACAGGAAGAUAUAAGGCAAAUUCAAAACUCAAAAACAAAAUAUUUUGAAGACAUAAGAAUUUCUAGAAUAUCUAUAUAACAAUGAAUUUACGCUCAACAAAUUUAUUGGAUAUUCUAGAAAAUUAACAGUUAAUUACUAAGUUCUUCAAUUAUUCGAAAGCGACUUAAACCUAGUGAGAUAUUGGUUUUAUAGAGGUGAAAUCUCAUAUAAACAGUCAAGUUCAAAUUGUUUAAUUAAUUAAUUUUCAGGAAGAAUGUUAUGGUAUGGCACUAUAAGUAAAUUAAUAAAACUUUUUGCAACGAGAUUACGCUUCAAAAAAGGUCUUGCCUUAUAUUCUACUGGUUUUUUUGGAACUCUAGUAAAGAGUUGCUACUAGAACCUUGUGACUGGAUACAUGGACCCUCAUAAAUAUUAAAAAGGGUGUAAUUUUUGAGUAUUAAAGUAGCUCAUUAGCACCCGACCCGCAUUGCCUCGUCGCUAGGUGUCCACUUGUCGUCAACGGGUGGACCACGGAUGGACGCCGCGUUGUCAACUCGCAGUUCACGCGAGGCAAGCAUGUCAACAGUGAGCUAUGUCGGCGCGUGGACACCUCGCUAGCGGGGCGAUCCGGUGAUGGUCGGAGUUGAUGUAGUGAGCGCAUGCCCAUACAAAUCCAUAUGAAUAAUACUAACCACUCGAGGCGAGGCGGUGCGGGUCGGUCCCGGGUUGGUUUAGUGAGCUACGACCUUUAAAGUCAUUUAAUAGGAUGUCGAUAUUUAAAGUUUACAAAAAUUAAUAUUGGAUCUUGAAAUCUGCAUUACAUGUAUAUUUCUAUUGUGAGGUAUUAGGGCUUCAUUUACUUUGAUAAAUAAUUAAUUCGACAGUUGAAUUUCUUUGAUUCGAGGUAUAUCGGUAGUACUUUUGGAAAAAAAAAUGUUUUUUUUAAGAAAAAAAUGACACAUUGUAUUAUGAUACAAUGUUAUCAAAUGUGGGUAUAACAUGCUAUAUUUAGUUAUAUUGUUUGUUAGUAUGCGUUAUUUAAUAUCUUACAUUAAUUAAUUAAAAUAUAUUACGUGUAAUAUAACUUACGUAAACCAUACCAGACUUGUAAUUGUAGGCAUGUUAUAUUGUACGAUAAUUAUAACAUACAGCUAUGUUAUAUUAAUGUCAUAAUGUUAUAUUACAAUAUUACAUGUAAUAAUGUUGUAAAGCAUGUAUGUUUUGUCACCUGUUUUAUUUAACUUAAGACUGCUAGCUUGUAUGGAGUUAGUUGCAUUAUUUACGAUUUAGUUCGACUUAUAGGUCUGCGGACGCCUUAUGGUAGACGUCCACUGAUCCGCAUCGUACGUAUCGAAUGAAACACAUUUUAUCUACCGUAAAAUUAAAAAUUCGAUACCGAUUCGUACGGAUAUGUGGACGCCUACGUUAACCCGGCACUGUAUUCGCGGGUACAUUUAUGUAUUUUGCUUAAGUGUCGCCAUCUAUUUUUAACCCCGACGCACAAAGAGGGGUUGUUAUAAGUCUGACAUGUCUGUCUGUCAGUCUGUCUGUGGCACCGAACGGAUGAAGCGAUUUCAAUUUUUUUUUUGUAUGAAGGGUGACUUAUGUGCGAGUAUUCUUGGACAUGUUUGAUGAAAAUCGGAAUAAUAAAGAAUUAUAAUUUCAGGAUCCUCGGGGGUUUUUAAAAUUUUUCAUCCUUAUAGCAUGCCAGAGAAUUUUCAUAAUUUUCUGCGUGUGUGUCUGCCAUUCCGCAUUGGGCCCGCGUGGUGGACUAUAGUCCUAACUCUUCUCAUUCUAAGAGGAGAAUCGAACUUAGCAGUGAGCCGAAUAUGGGUUAAUAAUGAUGAUAGAUGUUUAAAGCGCAUGUUAUUUAAUGCUUGACGGUGUAAUAUAGAGCUUAUAGCUCUCGGGUAGCUGUAUAUAGCUUGUAUAUUAGCUUUAUGGUAUCACAGCAUUAAAAUUGUAAUAAAAAUGUUUAUUUUUAAGAUAUAGGUUACAGGGUUAGGUUACCCCAAACAUAUGUGAUUUAUGUAAUAAAUUUAAAUUUACUUGUUUGUAUUUUGUUGUAACUCUUUUUAUAUAUUUUUUUGUAAAAUAAAGGUGCCUUUUUACAUGAA
Bicyclus anynana (squinting bush brown) is the source of this 4507-nucleotide messenger RNA. Its product is annotated as ABC transporter G family member 23. The record is from RefSeq and is a predicted model, not a curated record. The transcript is spliced from 16 exons. Bases 271 to 2424 code for a protein of 717 amino acids. Gene Ontology annotation, molecular function: ATP hydrolysis activity; ATP binding; ABC-type transporter activity. NCBI's taxonomy places the organism in Eukaryota, Metazoa, Arthropoda, Insecta, Lepidoptera, Nymphalidae. Gene Ontology annotation, cellular component: membrane.